Messenger RNA from Ustilaginoidea virens, 1263 nucleotides. RefSeq lists its product as uncharacterized. The transcript is spliced from 4 exons. NCBI's taxonomy places the organism in Eukaryota, Fungi, Ascomycota, Sordariomycetes, Hypocreales, Clavicipitaceae. The record is from RefSeq and is a predicted model, not a curated record. The coding region runs from base 1 to 1263 and encodes 420 amino acids.
AUGAGAUUCAAUCUCGGGCUUGGCUCCAUGGCAGCCGUGUCAUUGGCAUGGGUUUGUCUUGGUGACGAGCAGUCUGCUCCGUCGCUCAGCAAUCUCACAUCCGCUUUGGCAACGAUCCCAACCUGCGCACUCACCUGCCUCGCCAACUACAUCGCCAAGGAAAAUUGCACCGCUACUGACCCACAAUGCAUUUGUGUGGACAAGUAUGCUGCUAUUCAGAACCGCGCGAAGCCUUGUAUCAUUGAGGCUUGUUCCCUGCCGGAAGCAUUAUUCACCAAAAACGUCACCGAAGUUGCUUGUAACAGGCCGGUUCGGGACAAGAGUGGACGAUAUGACGCAAUGAAUCUCGCCAUGGGAGUCAUCACGGCGCUGUUGGUGACAACACGACUAGUGUACAAGAAGUUCUUUGGCUACCGACGCGAACUUGGGCCAGACGACUGGGUCAUCCUAUGGACUUUGAUCCUCGGCGUACCCUGCACGAUUCUCAACAGCGUCGGCCUGAUCGCGAAUGGAUUGGGCAGAGAUGUCUGGACGGUUACCCCUGACGAACUCACCAAGUUCAUCAUGUUCUUCUUCGUCCUGCAGAUUUUUUACCUUGCCCUCAUGUGCCUGAUCAAGCUCAGUCUCUCGCUCUUCUACCUGUACAUCUUUCCGGGCACCACCGUCCACCGGCUAUUGGUGGCCACUUGCGUGUUCAACGCCGUUUUCGGCGUCGCCUUUGUCUUGACGGGAAUGUUUUCGUGCACGCCGAUAAGCCAUUACUGGACGCAGUAUGUCAAUCCCGAGAUUUCUGGUCGCUGCAUCAACCUCAACUUGUUUGCCUGGGUACACGCCGCCUUCAAUAUUGUCACCGAUCUUUGGAUGCUUGCGCUGCCCCUAAGCCAGAUUAAGAGCCUGGACCUUUCCUGGAAAAAGAAGUUUGGCGUCAUAUUCAUGUUUCUGAUUGGAGCUUUCGUUACUAUAGUCUCCGUUCUGAGAUUGGAGUCUCUUCUAGUCUUUGCCAACUCCACCAACCCAACAUGGGAGAACUGGAUCGUGGCAUGGUGGUCUACCAUUGAAGUCAAUGUCGGCAUGAUCUGCACGUGCUUACCUACCGUGCGAUUAAUUCUCGUCCGCGUAGCACCCCGCAUGUUUAGCACCGACAUGUCAAACGGCCAGUCGUACGAGACGCAUGGCAUGCGCGAUCGAUAUGUCAGGAACAGCCACGUCAUGAGACGCAAGCAAAUCGACAUUGAGCAUGAGCACGAACCAGGUCGAUGGUGA